Messenger RNA from Dacryopinax primogenitus, 612 nucleotides. RefSeq names its product acyl-CoA N-acyltransferase. Gene Ontology annotation, molecular function: acyltransferase activity, transferring groups other than amino-acyl groups. The transcript has 4 exons. Bases 1 to 612 code for a protein of 203 amino acids. Lineage: Eukaryota; Fungi; Basidiomycota; Dacrymycetes; Dacrymycetales; Dacrymycetaceae. The record is from RefSeq and is a predicted model, not a curated record. Gene Ontology annotation, biological process: mitotic sister chromatid cohesion. Gene Ontology annotation, cellular component: NatA complex.
AUGACCUCCGACACGCUCACAGCUUACGUCUCCCUCACCCCCGUCGCCGAUGCAGUGCCUAUCGAACGCAUACAGCGCAAACCGGACUGGAAGAAGCCACCCCCACAACAUAUCACCUCCGCGUCUCUCACGAAGAGCAAUAUCGGUACCGUAAAACGCAUAAAUCAGGUCGUAUUUCCCAUAUCUUACUCGGCAAAGUUUUAUGAUGAGUCGCUGGCAGCAGAUAUGGAGGAGUUCAACCGAUUAGUGUACUGCGCCGACAUCCCCGUGGCAUGCAUAUGCUGUCGGUUGGAAAAGAUGCCCGGGUCCGACUCGGCCAAGCUCUAUAUAGCAACAAUGGCGGUUCUUGCUGCAUAUCGAUCCUUAACAAUAGGACACCAGAUGCUCUCUCUCGUUCUGCACGCUGCUGCUAAGCAUAAAUCUCCCAAAAUUUCGUCUGUGUAUGUGCAUGUGCAAGUCUCCAAUGAGGAAGCACGAAAAUUCUACGAGCGGGAAGGGUUCACGGUCAUCAGCGAGGUGAAGGACUAUUAUAGGAAGAUUACUCCUAAGGAGGCGUGGUUGAUGGAGAGGGAAAUAACGCCUGAUGAUGCGGUACACAAGGAGGAUGUGUAG